GGAUUGUUUUUCCUUUUUCUUUUCAUUUGCUUUGAGAACUUGAAUCCACUUCCUGCCAAACAAAGAAAUGAAAGCCACUCCUCCACUGACUCAGAGAUAAAUAGAGAGCGAACUUUCAUUUCUGAUUAGACGCUGCGUAGCACUGCACACUGUUUGUCUGAUACUGGAAAGCUCUUCUACAGCCAUGAACGUACUUCUUGUUGCUGCAGUGGUCGUCCUGAUCCACGGCAGUUAUGCCACUCUGCUCAUCACAGGGCCAUCCCAACUGGUUCUGGAGGGAGACCGGGUGACGCUGGAGUGUCGCUACUCAGACUCUGAACUCAACAUCAGCCAGGUCCGCUUUGAGGUCUUCUCCAAGUAUUUGCAGAGCUGGCAUCAGAUCUACGAGCGCUCUUGGUGCUUCUACUCGAUGGAAACCGAGCUGACAGCUGACAGCCUGCUCCUGACUAUCCCCCACGCAGGGAGUUACUUCCAGGGGCCUUAUCGCUGCGUGUCCGAGGCCGAAAAUGUGACCGCGCCAGACAACUCCUCCGAGCCGCUGGCCUUCAAAGUGCAUUACAUGGGGAGUCUGUCAGUGACCAGGGAAGGCUACACCCGCUACCUGGGUAUCCCCAAGGACCUGAAGGUGCAAGUCAAGGAGGACGUGGUGCUCAAGUGCUCUGCCAGCUCGUCGGAGGAGCUAAGCUACUUCUGGCAAAAGGAGGGUAGCGACUGGAUCCUGCCGUCCUCGACUCUGACACUGAGGAAGGUGAGCGCCGAGGAUGACGGAGAGUACACCUGCAUGGCUCAGAAUCGUGACGUGGAAUCACUCAGCAAGAAACGCUCAGUCAGAAUCACCGUUCUCCCAGAGGAUGCCCCUUGGUACGAGUCCAGUAAUGGCCGUCUCAUUCUGAUGACCUCGGCGGCGGGUGUGGCUCUCCUGGUGUUCGUCCUCUCUGUGAGCGUGUUCCUGUGCCGCAGGGCCAAGCAAGGCAAGACCAGCAAGGGACCGAUCGACGACCACUCCCAGAAGAAGCCCAUCUACCGGGGCAGCUCGGAGUCCCUGCCCUCCGCCUGCGGAGACAAACAGCCCCUGGUGUGACUGCACAGGCUGGGGGGAGAUCGGGGGGGGAAGAUAGAGCGAGAGGCAAGGAAGAUGGAGUGGGUGGCCCGGGAAUGAGGGAUGGCAUAGAAGGUAUAUUGAAAGAAGGAGGAAAUGGUAUAGGAUUUGAAGUCUGGAGGGUGAAAAUCAAAAAUAAGCAACAAGCUGGGUGUGAACAAAUCCUGAAGGGCAAAUGGAUGCUUUAGAGAAGCUGCUUUGCUUGUGGGCGGAUGCAGUUAUACAUCAGGAGCACAAAGGUGGGCAAUUUUCUCUUCACUUAUUCCGCGGCGUGGAAAAUGGUGAGCUACGUUCUUAACAAAUACCAAGGUGGCAGCGGAAGGGGGGGGUGGGGGGUUCUUGUGUACUGUAUGAGCUGAAUAGAUCGACGUACAAUCUUCUCCUUUCUGUUGCAAACAUAAUUGCUGAGCUGUCUAUUACCAAUAAACCAAUCGGGUGACGGGGCAAGGUUUUAUUUUGUUGAUUUUUUAUUCCCUUUAAAAAAAAAAUGUAUUUUCAACCAGCUCAACGAAUCUGUGAACAUGUCUUUAUGAUCUCUGUGCCGUUUGCAGCUCCCAAGCACAUUGCACUUCACCGUUUAAUUUACUGUACUUUGUAUUUCUUCUUAUAUUAAAUGGCUUUUUUUUUUACCGAC
Molecule: messenger RNA, 1733 nt
Organism: Limanda limanda (common dab)
Lineage: Eukaryota; Metazoa; Chordata; Actinopteri; Pleuronectiformes; Pleuronectidae
Exons: 7
Coding region: 185-1081 (298 amino acids)
Source: RefSeq, a predicted model, not a curated record